CGGGCGGGGCGGGCCCGGCCGCCCCCGCGGGCUCCGGUGCGUCAGGGCGCGUCAGGCGGGGCGGGGCGGGCGGAGCGCGGGUGGCGGCGGCGGCGGCGGCGCGCGCCGGGCCUCCUCCUCCUCCUCCUCCUCCUCCUCUUCCUCCGCCUCCUGCACUCGAGCUGCCGCCGCCGGCCGAACGGGCGCCGCUCCCGCUGCCUCUGCUCCGCCCGUUCCAGCCGCCCCGCGCGCCCUUGCCCGGUAUGUCGGCGGCCGUGGCGUGCGUGGAUUACUUCGCCGCCGACGUGCUCAUGGCCAUCGCGGCGGGCGCCGUGGUGCACCGCGGACGGCCGGGCCCCGAGGGCGCGGGCCCCGCCGCCGCCGGCCUGGAGGUGCGCGCGCCCCUCCGCGAGGCCGCCCCCACAGGCCCCCCGGGGCCGCCGCCGCCGUCCCCCGCCUCCCCGGGCCCGGGCGGCGCCCCUGCGCUCCACCUGCUGGCCGCCAGCAUCCUGGCCGACCUGCGCGGCGGGCCCGGCGCCGCCCCGGGGGGCGCUUCCCCAGCUUCAUCCUCCUCGGCCGCUUCGUCUCCGUCCUCGGGCCGCGCCCCCGGGGCCGCGCCCGCCGCCGCCAAGAGCCACCGCUGUCCCUUCCCGGGCUGCGCCAAAGCCUAUUACAAGUCCUCGCAUCUGAAGUCCCACCUGCGGACACACACAGGCGAGCGCCCCUUCGCGUGCGACUGGCCGGGCUGCGACAAGAAGUUCGCGCGCUCGGACGAGCUGGCGCGCCACCACCGGACGCACACGGGCGAGAAGCGCUUCCCCUGCCCGCUGUGCACCAAGCGCUUCACCCGCAGCGACCACCUCACCAAGCACGCGCGCCGGCACCCCGACUUCAGGCCCGAACUGCUCCGCCGCCCCGGCGCCCGCAGCGCCUCCCCCUGCGACUCGCUGCCCUGCAGCCUGGCGGGCAGCCCCGCGCCCAGCCCCGCGCCCAGCCCGGCCCCUGCCGGCCUGUAAGGGCGGUGUCCCCCACCACCGACCCCGAACCCCCAGGGUCUGCACCCCACAGGCGCUCCAGAGCACUGACCACCCCCACCCUCCCAGCGCGGAUGCCACCCCCCCACCCCAAACUGACCUUGCCCUUCUCAAGAGCGCAGUGGGGGGGGGCAGGACAAAGGGGACUGGAGGGGACCCCCUGCUACGUGUAAAUAGCCAUGACCCAUGACCAUUAACUCUCCUCCCCCACCUCCAUUCAAACCGGGGCAAGGGGGGGCUGCAUUGCCGCUCCCCCCCACCCGCACCAACGCCCUGUUUUUUUGGGGGGGGGAGGCGAGGGGGGGGGCACAGGGCUAAGGUGACCCUCCCGGUGCUGGGACCGGCCCCCCAGAGCUCUCUCUGGUUUGGGAUGAAGUAUGAAGAGCCAUAGACGACAAACCAGAGGGUCCCCACCCCACACACACACCCCCGCACAACCCCCAACCCCAGCUUGGGGCCCCGCACCCCACUGAAAGCCAUUGGAGAUGUUCAGGGAAAAAGGGGUGCGGCCUGGCCGCACCCCCCCACUCGGGUACUCAAUCUCAGGUGUGUCCGUGCCCCCCGGGAGGGCUGCCCCGCCCCCUGCCGAGAGGGGGUGCGUCGGGAUGGGGGAGGGGUGGUCCCAGGGUCCCAGUGUCCAGUGCACAGACUCGGGGUGGUGAGGACAGAAACUGGGGUUCUUCCAAAGAGUGUUUUGACUCACUUGGGGGGCAGGGUGGGUCUCGCGGGAAGGGAGUGAAAGGGGUUUAUUUAUUUUAUUGUCUCUGCUGGCUGGGUGGGAUGCUCAGCUGCCCCCUGUGGGCGGGUGUGUGAGUGUGUGAGAGACUUGGGGGAGGGCUCCCCAACUCUGGCCUUUGGCAGCAUCUCGUGACAAUCAGUCCCACCUGCCCUGAAGGUGGGUGUCCUGGAUCCAUACUCCCCCCUCUUCCCCAAGCCCCCCCACUUCUGUUUGUCCAGACUGAAUGGGGGUCCCGCACUAAGCCAGCGGGAAUGGGGUUGGGGGGCGAUUCCCCCCGAAUUCCCUGGGAUAGCUCGUUUUUUGGACCGGGUAGAAUAUUUUUUCAAGGGCCAAUCAAUCCCUUUACUGAUCGGGCCCUGUGGGGGGUGGGGGGCCCCCCCACACCCUCAGGGGAUGUGAGGGGGGGGUGUCAGUGCUCUGAAUUGAGAGGGGCACGUCCCUCUGUGGCUUGCGAUGGCUGGGGCUCUGAUGGCUGGGGCUCCGGCUGAGGGUGUGAGGACCCCAGCCCUGGGUUGGGAAGGGCCCCAGUCCCAGGGCAAUCCCCCCAUCACCCCCCUCCCCAAGAUAACAUUUGUUCCAGAACCUUCCUCUCUCCUAAAUGGGGGAGGGGAUGGGCUGCGGCUGGCACAGACUCGGACACCCUCCCCUGGCAGGAUCCAGGGAUGGGUAUCGAGCACCGAGUGUCCUUUGGAAAGGGGGGCCGCGGAGGAUGUUGGGGUCCCAGCCCUGCCCCAGGACUGGUUCAUCUGCGCCCUCCAAUCCCGCCUCCGAGCCUCGGAAACGCCUUAGUGGGGGGUGGGAGCGGUGGGGAGCAGGCAGGGGCCCGUUUUUUUUUUUUUUUCUUUGUGUCUGGCAGCCCCUUGUCUGUACCCUGCCGACCCCAGGGGGGCUGGUGACCCUUGCUGGUCACCGUCCAUUUUGCUGCGGCCUGGAGAAGAGGGGGGGUGACCCCGAGACCUGUGCUUUCCAGCGGCGCCCCCUCCCCCCCCCCCCCGCCCUGCCUGGCACCCACCCCCUUGUAUUUAAUUAAAACGUCCUUUUGUAAACCAGA
This is a messenger RNA of Sorex araneus (European shrew), 2803 nucleotides long. It is a transcript of the gene KLF16, whose product is annotated as KLF transcription factor 16. The record is from RefSeq and is a predicted model, not a curated record. Gene Ontology annotation, molecular function: DNA-binding transcription factor activity, RNA polymerase II-specific; RNA polymerase II cis-regulatory region sequence-specific DNA binding. Gene Ontology annotation, biological process: regulation of transcription by RNA polymerase II. The transcript has 2 exons. The coding region runs from base 243 to 995 and encodes 250 amino acids. Lineage: Eukaryota; Metazoa; Chordata; Mammalia; Eulipotyphla; Soricidae.